AUGUUUUUCAACAUUGCUUUUUUUAAAAAUCAAAAUUUGUAGCAAUCAAGUUCAAAAUUUUUUCAUCUCUGUCAAUUAUAAUUCGAGUUGCAUAUUUUUUACUUACGCAUUUGCAUCAACAUCGCCAAUCAAUUGGAGCCAAUAGAGUCACCUGAAGCGUUGGAAGUCUAGAUUUUUAAAUCAUCAAAUUGGAUGAAAUGUCAAGAAAGCGUAACUCGAAUCGUAUAUCGAUGGCGCUUUUGCACUCGAUUGUACCAUGUCCCAGCAUUGAAGAAUACGAAUGUGAAUAUUAUCGGCCUGGUUGUUAUUGCAUACCGCAAGCGAUGCCACAUGUCGCACCCUAUACAUGCGCUUAUCUCCACGAUUACGUGCCUCAGUGGACGGCUGCCUGUCACACGGCCACUUAUGUGGUGGAUGCUUACGGUAUGGUUUAUUAUCUCAGCGAUUUCGAACAUCAGUUGCAAUUUCCCAAUAAUAUGGUUCACACGGAUAUCGUUUACCACUUACCAAACUUUUUUGAUGGUCAGGACUAUGAGGUAGCGACAGAGGAGGUCGAAAGUGAAAUUGUGAGUCCACGUAAACGCGAACGUCUUGAAAAUGAAAAUGAUUCUGAAGACAUGGAACCGGAAUAUAACAAAGAUUUUUGUCAAGAUUACGAAUUUUCUGAUGUCAAUUCUGAGAGUAAUCCACUAAAAAAGUCCAAUGACUCUGAUCAUGAGUAUCUUGUGGAAGAACCAUCUGAUACAGAAACUAAAGUUUAAGAGUGAAAUGAGCGCAGAGUAAAUUGUACUUAUUUGUUUCAUUGUUUGUAUAUUUUGGAAACAUCUUAUUGAAUGUACCCAUUGUCGAAUAUUGCGAAUAGAUUUUUAUUAAAUUUA
Bactrocera latifrons is the source of this 878-nucleotide messenger RNA. RefSeq lists its product as uncharacterized. The transcript has 2 exons. NCBI's taxonomy places the organism in Eukaryota, Metazoa, Arthropoda, Insecta, Diptera, Tephritidae. The record is from RefSeq and is a predicted model, not a curated record. Bases 198 to 761 code for a protein of 187 amino acids.